Molecule: messenger RNA, 4075 nt
Organism: Vespa crabro (European hornet)
Lineage: Eukaryota; Metazoa; Arthropoda; Insecta; Hymenoptera; Vespidae
Product: glutathione S-transferase D1-like
Exons: 7
Coding region: 1893-2552 (219 amino acids)
Biological process (GO): glutathione metabolic process
Molecular function (GO): glutathione transferase activity
Source: RefSeq, a predicted model, not a curated record
ACGUCGAAUUAUUUUUUCUGUACAGGUUGAAAAAUAUUUCAUAAUCGUUUGAAAAUUUAAUUAAAUUAUAAACGUAAGAGAUGUAUAAUUAUUGAAAGACUAUACGUAACAUCAUUGAUAAACUCGUUGAAAUCGAAAAUAAUACGUAUGUAUUUUUAAAAGGAUAUCUUUCGAUUGUCCAAAUAAUAACGUAUAUUAUUAAAUGUAACUCGAACGAGAAAAGGAAAAAAAAAAAAAAAGGAAAGAAAAAAUAAAGAAUAGAAAAGAAAAAAAAAUAGAAAGAUAAGAAGAAAAAAAGAAAGCGACGAAAAAAGAAAAAAGAUUGUUGAAAGAUAGCAACGUUUUAUAUAUUUCAUUUUGACGCGCGAACUCUCUUUAUAUUCUGUAAAUUUCAUCGGAAUCGUUCAUUCGUCGGAAUACGGCCGAUGCUCUUCCAUUUCAACUUUAAUCUCGAAUCUAACGAAGUAUUUUAAAAAGUACGAAUAUUGCGAGCGUAGAGAAGUGCCAGGGGAGGAGGACCCACCUCUCACGUUCUCGAGGCAUGCCAACCAAAGUUAUAACGGGCGGGCGCGAAAGCAACGAAAUUCAGCAACUCCCUCGGAAGAUUUUAUUCCCGCGUUUUCUUUCCUUUCAUCCUUCCUCUCUUCUCUCCUCUGUCUCUCUGUCUCUCUCUUUCUCUCCUCUGUCUCUCUGUCUCUCUCUUUCUCUCUCUCUCUCCCUCUUUCCACCGCCCCCUCCCCCCUCCCCGGACCACCUAUCCGGCAUCGAAAUGUUUUCGCGCGGUUAACAUCGUAUGGCCAAGGGUGCUGUAUAUUCAUAAAAAUGUAUGCGUAUGUAUGUAUGUACGUGUGUUUUACGUGCGAGAUGUGCGCGCGCAUCUAUUUUCAAGUGAGUGAGUGAAUGAGUGAGUGAAUGAGUGAGUGAGAGUGUGUAUCUAUAUAUGCAGGCAAAAGAACGAGCAUGGUUCUCACUCGUCACUAUUAACGUCCAAGUGGCAUGUCGGGGUGUAUACAGUGAGAGAGAGAGAGAGAGAGAGAAAGAGAGAGAGAGAGAGAGUGAGAGUGAGAGAGAGAGAGAAGAAAGCGAAAUAGAAGGGUGAAAAGAGGUAUAAGGGGAGAACUCGACAAGGGCGGCAGCAACAGCAGCAGCAGCAGCAAUUUAAGUUACCGCUAUUUCAUGCAAACCUCGUGCACAAGCUAGACCCGAGUAGAUAUUUCGAAACGAUCGUUUCCAUCCUACUGGAUCCGGUUGGACUAAUCGAUAGUGUCGUACUAGGGAGACACGCCCGGCGCUUGCUACGAUAUUUUCCCAAACGAAAGGGAAGCACCUGACACCGAUCGAUGACCAACCAAUGUCGUCGUUCUGUUUUAUCCAUCGUUGUUGAUAGUGGGGAGGGAAAAGGUGGAGAAAAUAGGGAUAAAUCGGUAGGAAUAGAUUUUUAUCUUUGAAAAAGAAUAGUGGUACCUUUUGAAGAGUUCAUUCUGGGAUAGAAGAGAGAAAGUCUUCUCGCACUGCUGUGCCUGUAUAAAAUUCCAUCGACUAUUGUCUUCUUGAGCUCGACAACUCGUUCAGUUGAAACUCGGAUCACAAGGUACAAACGCGACAGGAAUUCGUAUGCGGUUUCCAUUUCUUACCCUUUUCAGAUUCAAAAGUUUGUCUUAAGUUAACACCUGAAGUAUAAAAAUCUCGUUUGCUCUUGCGCGGUAGCCAAUCGGAGGAAAAAGUGAAAAACGUUUCGGUAUAAGUUAAAGGACGAGAAUAACGUGAAACGAAGAAGAAAGAAAGAAAGAAAGAAAGAAAGAAAGAAAGAAAGCAAAAAAGAAAGAAAGAAAGAAAGAAGAAGAAGAAGAAGAAGAAGAAGAAAAGGAUCUCUUUUCUGGUGAAACGGCAAGAUGCCGAUUGAUUUUUAUUACUUUCCACUGAGUCCACCUUGCCGAAUGAUUUUAUUGCUCGGCAAAGCGAUAGGUGUGCACUUCAACUUGAUAUCGAUCAACCCACUCAAGGGUGAACAAAUGAAGGCAGAAUUUUUAAAGAUAAAUCCAGAGCAUACUAUACCAACUAUAAACGACAAUAACGUCGUUUUAUGGGAAAGUCGAGUAAUAAUGCAAUAUCUCGUUGAGAAAUAUGCCAAAGACGAUGCGCUUUAUCCCAAGGAUCCUAAAAAACGUGGUAUCGUAGAUCAAAGAUUAUAUUUUGAUAUUGGCACAUUGUACGAGAACAUCGACAAAUGUUACUUUCCUAUAUACUUGGGAAUGAAGGAUACCAUCGAUGAGAAGAUUUUUCGAAAUUUGGAAAAAUCUUGCGAGAUAUUGAAUACAUUUUUAGAUUCCAAUGAUUUCGUUGCCGGUGAAAAUUUAACCAUCGCCGAUUUUAGCAUAUCGACGAGUAUCGUUGUAUUAAAGAAUUUUGAAUUCGAUAUUGGCCGUUAUGAUAAUGUGGAUGCUUGGUACGAUCGAUGCAAAACCAUAAUGGAAAAAUUUGGUUUCGAGAAGAUUCAUGCACCCGGUAAUAAAGCAUUCAAUGAAGGUUAUCAUGCUAAUUUGGCGAAGUAGUUUAAUUAAGUAAAAUAUAGUUUAGCCAACGUUGUAAUACACGUUUAUCUGCCAAUUGAAAAUUAAACACAAUUCCUCGUCCUCGUUCAUUUAGUUGUCGCGUAUCAUAAAGAAAAAGUUAGAGAAAGAGAGAGAGAGAGAGAGAGUGAGAAAGAGAGAAAGAGAUAGACAGAAAAAGGGAACUAUCGAAAGAGCAAACUUUUUUAAUAAAAGCUCAGAGCUUGUAUAAACUUCACGCAUCGUUUCUCCUUGCCAUUGAAACGCGCGCCGUUUCCCGUCGCGGAGACCGCGUGCGGAACGUUUUAAGGUCCCUAAAUUCCGUUACUGAACAUUCCCAGUUUUAUAUUGUUGUACCAUGGACUGAGGAAUAUUUCGACGAAAGAGUGGCAAUAUCUCAUAGGAUAAUUCUAAUGUAUCAUUAUUAUUUGAUUUUUAUUUGGCCAUAGGGGAAGGGAAGGGAGGAGGGAAAUUGAAAAUUUCUAUGAGAUUUCAUUCAAAAAAUAAUUUACUCUAUAUAUAUAUAUAUAUAUAUUUCAUUUUUAAUGUCAAUCGUUUCUUCAGAUACACGAUUGUAUUUCAACGAAGCAAUAAAAAUAAGAAAUAAAAAUAAAAAAUAAAAAAACAAAAAGAAAGGGAGAGAGAGAGAGAAAAUAAGGAAGAAACGCAAGCUGACAUAUAUUUUCUUUCAUUUUUUUUUCUUUUUUUUUUUUUUUUUUUGCACGUCGAGUAAACAUUUGAAGGAAUUACACGUUCGACCGAGCGCGUUGUUUAUAUUUUCUUUUUUUUUUUUUUUUUGUUUUUUUUUCUUUUUGCCUUUUUAAUCUAAAAACAAAGAUAACAAAAUCUUCUUAUUGAAACGUUUUGAGAGUUAAAUAAAAAUGUAAACACAAUGUAAAUACACGAUAUAAAUAGAACGUUAACUCGUCAAGUAUCAUCGGACUACGUCACCAACAACGUAAAUUUUUUUGGAUUAUGAAUAACUUUGUUAACCUAUUGUUUACCUAUUAUUCUGUUUCAAAACAACACGAAAUUAUUUCCGACUUAAACGAACUCUCGGUAAUAUCGUGUAAGGUCAUUUUCGCGUUAGUCGUUCAUUUCAACGUUCAAGCGGAAACAUCGGAUCGUUGAUCCAUCUCGUUAUUGGAAAUAUUCAAAUUGAUUGAACCGUAAGUUAAUUAAAUAUCUUUAUGAUUGUAUUAAUAUCACAAUUAGGAAAAUGUCUCUUUAAGAUAAUAAUUAUUAUAUCUCGGAUCGAUGAAAUUAUAAAUACAUUCGUAUGUGUUAAAGCAUCUAACGUAAUGGUUUUUCAUUGACAUUUCAUAUUUACCCUAAAUCGUACAGAAUUAACUUUUAAUAAUAUUAAUAAUAUAAAUGUGAAUUACAUUAAUCGUUUCUCUUUUUAUUCCUACGAUAAUAACUUUGGCAAAGUGAAAUAUAGUAUGUGCGGUCUCACGAAUUAACCCUUUGAAUACGAAAGGCGUCAUAUAUACGCCCUAACAAGUUUAUCGAUAUAUACGAUAGAC